GGAUCACCUGUCGUCACGUAAUGUACCGCCACCAGUAGCCAAGGGCCGCUACAUAGCCAACGAAUCAAACGACUGUAAACGUAGUAGCAGGAGAACCACCUGUAGAAGUAGAAGUAGAAGCAGCGGGAUCAGCAGCACUAGAGGUUCCGCUUUCGCGGAAAUCAGCCCCCGUAGCAGGAGCACGGCUCGACGACAACGCGGCCAUCACGGAGAUCUAGAGGUCUUCGGGUGCCAACGCCGUCGCUGCCGGAACCGCCACCGGGGGAACCUGCAACGCCAACGACCAAGGCAAUGGAACUCGGACACACGAUACCAAGCGAAGAAGCCGAAGCAGCAGCCGUAUUGUUAUCGACAAUCGAAGAAGACCCCAAACCGGACCACAACGGGCGACAACCUGCGGUGUAGCGUUGGUAGAUUACGUCGAGUAGGAGUCGAUUCAUUAGCAACGCCGCCACCGUUGGCGUCGUCGUCUCCGUCGUCCUUGUCGUCGUCCCGGGUGCCGCCACUGAGGUUCGGUGUGCGGCACAGGGGGAAUAGCCAUCCGCACUGUUCCCUCUCGGCACUAUGCACCGCCUGCGGAACACCUUCACCAGGUCACGGACCCCUACCGGUGCGGAUAUGAAAACGCAGAGCAGCCUCGAAGUGCCGAAACAAGUCCGUUCCGCGUCCUUCGAUGAGAUUCAGCUGGAAGCUCAGCGUGCCAAUCAGUUCCUCAAAGUUCACCAGGGUUCGACCGAAGAGCCACCGUCCGGUUUGUUGUUGCAAGUUCCUCAACAGUCCGGGCAGCGGUCGCGAAGUUUCGAUCUGACCGGAUCUACCGAAGAAUCGCAGGCGGCUGCAUUCCUAGACGUGCCAAAGCGCUUUCAGCGGCGCAAAUCAAGCUCCAAAACUCCACCACCCUGCAUCCACUGUCUCUAUCUGGAGGAAUACCGCAAGCAGACGGGUGUGGAGCAGCGCCAGUACUACGACAAUACCGAAUAUCAGACGCUCUGCUACAGCUCAACCUCCUCCUCCUCGAGCAGCGGCGAAGAAGCGGACGAGGAAGACGAGAACGACGAAGACGACGACAACAACUACGGGUUCAACUAUAACAACGUGCAAUGCAAAUCUCUGCUGCCACCGCCUAUUGUUUCUCCCUGUGGGAUCACCUUCACCCUUUCUCCAACGAACGGAGAUGACCUCGAAGACUACGGCGAUGAGGCGCCGCCGGAUGUGGACUGCGUCGGUCCCGUUCUGCCGCCUCCUCCCAUGUUCGACAAUGACUACCACCCGCCUCUUGCGAUUCCAUCGAUCGGAUCUCCACCUCCGAUCGGUUCUUGCGCUCCUCCUUGCGCGUUCCCUCCGUCCCCGACGAUUGAAGUGCCUCCUCCUAGCUCGCCUAUCGUGGACGAAUCCGGCAACGUUGUCGGUGGUCCCACACGAACCCGACGUCGUUCCAUUUCCCGUCAGGAAGCCAUUUUUGUCGAACCGACCGGCAACUCGCUGGAGAACGUCUCCUCCAGCGUUGACCACGGUACCACGCCGCCUACCGAUAUCACCGUCAUCGUUCCGCCUCCACCCGCGGUCCCAGACGACGGCUGUGAAGAAUCGAAUGACGACAACAACGAUCUACAACGACAACGGCGGGUCCCUCGGGACCACCUUCCACUAUCAUCGGAAGCGGCGUCGAAAAUACCCUACUACAUGGAACAAAACAGCAACAACGACAAUCAACUGCCGCCGCUCUCGUUCCAAUCGCCACCGCCUUCGGCGACCCUAGGACCGGCGGCAGCGGACUUUGUCCGGGACAUUUACCUGGCGGUGCCGGACCUGAAGCGGGACCGGGCCGCCUCGGUAGAUUCGUGCUUCACCAAAAUGACUGGUGCCAAAACGGAGGAACUAAAGCCACCGGAGGGUGAGCUGACUCUCCUGGCGGUGCCAAGUAGUGGAGCCGUUCGAUCCCGCUCGGUUGACAUAGUACUCCCGACUGAAGAGCAGGCCCGCUACAAGGCACUCGCCCUCGCCGGAACAGCCGCCGGAGCCGUCAGUAUCGGUGCCAAGGGAUUAGCGCUGUUACUCUUCGUUAUGCUAAAAUCUAGCACCGAUCCCCACGGGCGGCAAAUCCGUUGUACGCCGGAUUGGAGCGAGAAUGCCGUCUCCGGGGACCAUCUCUGGGUACCGACCUCGGUUUCCGGCGAUUUUUGCUACGUCGGCGACAGUGAUUGCACGAAACACGGUCCCCGGAUGAAGUGUUCCGCCUGCAAGAUCAUCGCCCACGCCAGCUGCAUCUCGGUGCUGAUGGAACGGACCCAGCUGCAGUGCAAGCCCACCUUCCGGGAUGUGGGGGUGCGGCAGUAUCGGGAGCAAACGAAAACCCACCACCACUGGAUCCACCGGCGGACGGAGAAGGGCAAAUGCAAACAGUGCGGCAAGUCCCUGCAAGCGAAGCUCUCGUUUAGUUCUAAGGAAAUAGUUGCUUUAUCAUGUGCCUGGUGUAAAUCAUCAUAUCAUAACAAGGAAGCGUGCUUCAAUCCGGAACGGAUCGGCGAGGAGUGUACGCUGGGUUCCCACCGAGCAAUCGUGGUUCCUCCCUCCUGGAUCGUCAAGCUCCCGCGGAAGGGCAGCUUCAAGUCGUCGCUCCGCAAAACCCCCCAGAAGAAGAAGAAGGCCGGCAAGAAGGCCUCAAUACCCAAGGAACCGAAGACGUUCGUCAUCAAACCGAUUCCGACGGCCAACAUUACCCCGGUGCUGGUGUUCAUCAAUCCGAAAUCCGGCGGGAAUCAGGGUGCCAAAUUGCUGCAAAAGUUCCAGUGGCUGCUGAACCCUCGGCAGGUCUUCGAUCUGACCCAGGGUGGACCAAAGAUGGGACUGGAAAUGUUCCGAAAAGUGCCGCAGCUGCGGGUUUUGGCCUGCGGAGGAGACGGAACCGUGGGCUGGGUCCUAUCGGUUCUGGACCAGAUCAACUUUGUGCCUCCUCCGGCUGUGGGAGUUCUUCCUCUGGGAACCGGAAACGAUUUGGCCCGAGCCCUCGGAUGGGGUGGAGGUUACACGGAUGAACCAAUUGGAAAAAUUCUGGAAAACAUCGGUCAAUCCGAUACAGUUCUACUGGAUCGGUGGAACCUUAAAGUGGAGCCCAAUGCAUCGAUCUCAAAUCCGGACCCCGGCAAAGACAAUCUACCCCUGAAUGUAGUCAACAACUACUUCUCACUGGGCGUUGAUGCCCACAUCGCCCUAGAAUUCCACGAAGCCCGAGAGGCCCAUCCGGAGAAGUUCAACUCGCGGCUUAGGAACAAGAUGUUCUAUGGCCAGGCGGGCGGUAAGGAUCUCCUCAAGCGAAAGUGGAAGGGGUUGGCGGAGUUUGUGACCCUGGAGUGCGACGGCAAGGAUCUGACGCCGAAGUUGAAGGAACAUAAGGUGCACGCGAUAGUAUUUCUCAACAUUCCAAGCUACGGUGGCGGUACCCAUCCGUGGAACAAAUCCGGUGGCCAGUACGAACCGGCCACCGACGACGGCAUGAUCGAAGUCGUUGGCCUAACCACCUACCAGCUGCCACUACUACAGGCCGGCGGCCACGGAACCUGCAUCGCCCAAUGCCGGUCGGCCAAAAUCGUCACCUCCAAGACGAUCCCGAUGCAGGUGGACGGCGAAGCCUGCAAGCUGAAACCCUCCAUCAUCGAGAUGACCCUACUGAACAAGGCUGUGAUGUUGGCCAAGCGAAAGCCCGGCCGGGCCAAUGUGCCACAAGAAAAACUGGAAUCUCUAACGAUAACGCUGAUGAAGAUCAACAUGAACGAUUACGAGCAGCAUCACUACGAUAAGGAGUUGCUGCGAUCAUCGGCUGUGAAUUUGGGCUCCCUGGACGUUCCCGUCACCGAUCUGGAACAGAUUCGGGUUCUGGUGAAUCGAUUCUGCGAAGACCAACCGGAUGCGCCCAAGCUGGCGCCCGAAUGGUGUUUCAUCGAUUCAUGUACCGCGGAGCGGUUCUUCCGGAUAGACCGGGCCCAGGAGAAUCUUCACUUCAUCACCGAUAUCGCGCACGAUUGUGUGUUCGUGUUGGAUCAGGAAUGUCCAACGUUACCGCAAACGCCGGAAGAUGAAAGUGGAAGCGGAGGAACCGGUGGAAGUCAUCAGCUGACGGCCAUUCCUCCGCAUCUGAGCAGUCUUGAAUCGAGUGAUCGGGAUUCGAGGGAGUCACCUCAGUCGCCCGGAGCCCGAUUCUUCGCACGAUCGCUGUCCGGACCGGGAUCGGGAAGUGCCUCGGAUACGCUCUCGCCCGCAGUCGACAUUCCAUCGAGAAAGAGUUCCCAAGGAUCUCAGGGCUCCCACGGAUCGCACGGAUCCCACGAGAGUCCCAAGAGUGCGCCGGGUGGUGAACGGUCCGAAAGUCAUCUGGGAGGAGGAGGUGGAUUAGGAGCGGGACUUGGCAACGGCCAAAGUCUGGAUCAGCUAGUCAACUUUAGAAGCUUCCACGAGCGGUUGUUCGGUUUGAACGAAGAUGCCUUCGGAUUCAGUAAUCUGCUGGAGAAGACCACGGAUGCAGUGAUAAAGGCAGCUAAAACGGGUGAUUUGGUUAUGCUGAAGGAUCUCCACAUGCAGGGCUACUCGCUGCUGUCGAUCGAUUCCAGUGGGCAGACGGGGCUCCACUAUGCGGCUCGCUACGGCCACAAGGACAUCGUGCGCUAUCUGAUCUCCUACGCACCGAACACGAUCGUCAACAUGAUCGACAACGAAAUCGGCCAAACGGCCCUCCACAAGGCGGCCGGAACGAAGCAACGCAGCAUCUGCUACAUGCUGGUGGCGGCCGGCGGCAGUCUCAUCAUCCAGGACAACAACGGCCGGACAGCGCGGAUGUUGGCCCUCGAGGCGGAGGACCGGGAACUGGCGGCCUACCUUGAAAAUCAAGAACAAUUCCAACUGGCCGACUACCAGGCGAGUGCGUGAUUCCGGCUUAAGUACUACAAGAAGCUAAGCUAGAAGCCGUCGGCGUGUUCCUCCUGUAUUUUUUUUAAGGUUUUGACUCAUUUGGUUUGUCGUCAGCUGGCACGGAAUUGGAUUUACGGUAAAAGGAAAAAAAGUGAUGAAAAGAGGAAACAGUUUAGGAGGGAUAACUCCUCCGAAAAAGACCAGUGAAAGCCUGAUAGAUUUUAAGAGGGAUUCUUCGGAAGGAUAGUGGGAAUUGGACCUUACAUUAUUGGGGUCGGUGGAAGUUCAACGAGUAGUGGCCCAAACUCGCCGGUGAUUGUUCAUUGUUAUUUAUUAUUAUAAAACAGAAGCAAAACAAAAAAAAACUAUUACUAUUGCUCUAGUUACUACUGUUACUACUAUUUAUACUCUAUAAUUCUAAGGUUAGGACGAAGUUUUAGAGACAGUCAAGAGGGAGCGAAGGUUUAGUUGCUUCAUCCAAAACAUUACGCGCUGUAGCAAAUUUUCCAUUAUAGCUUUCUUGCGCUAUAAUUUUCCAUCAUAUCAACCGUACACUGAUUUACUUCCUCCAAUUCGUGAGAGAUGGAAAGCCUAGGAAAUGGAAUCCAAUCUCGUUCCCGUGUGUUGAGUUCUAGUCAAGCUUUCUCAUCGUAAACUAAUUACCUGCCUAGGUUAUUCAUGAUCGCCUUCUGCAAUAACAUUUUAGCGCCGACAGAACAUUAUUGUGAAUGGCUCUGCCUGCAGCUUCCGGCAGAUUGCACUAAAGAUUUGGGUUUGGCGUGCAUGGCUUCAUCAAAGAACAACGACGAAAGGAACUACUUACACAAACACCCACAUUGAGCAGCGAAUUACUACAUCACAAUGACUAAUUGAGGAAACGACCGGUGAGCUGCGGUGAUAGGAAAGCGAAAUUUACAAAUCCGGUGGAAAACGGUGUGUCCGGAAAGCGUAGCCUAACUAAAGGCGAAGAAUGAUUUAGCAUAAAUGCGGGAGAGUCACGGUGGAAAACCAAAGUUAUGAUUGAGUUGUACGAUUUCGGAAUUAUUUUAAGGGGGAAACGGAAUGAUUUUUCAUCUAAGGGUUGUCAAGAUUGAUGGUUUCUGGCUGAACUGAACUGUUUGAAAAACGUUUGAUACAAAAAGUGUCUUAUCACAAACUUUGUUAUUCACAAACUGUGAUUAUAAACUGACAACUAAGUCAUAAUCAUAGAAUUUGAAAGUUCUAACAUGUAAGUCAAUAUUGUCAAAAUUAUCAGAAUUGUCAAAACUCAAAAUUGGCAAAAUUGUCAAAAUUAUCAAAAUUGACAAAUUUUCUUAAUUGUCAAAAUUGUCAAAAUUAUCGAUAUUGUCGAAAUGAACAAUUUUGACAAAUUGUCAACAUUUUUAAAAAUUGUCAAAAGUGUCAACGUUUUUGAAUCCGGAAUUUCAAAGUUAAAAAAUGGAUUUGAUUUUUUUUUCUGUUUAAUUCGAACAACUUGGGUGAUUGUACCUUAUUCCCAAAUUUCUAUUAAUAUGUUUUUCAGUGUUCAAUUUUCUUGUUCAUUUAAUGAUUUUCCACAAAACUUCCUAAUCUACACUUUCAUCCAACGGAAGCAAGAAUUCGAUAAUAGAUAGAACUAAAAUAGACCAAAGAAAAAAGAUAAAACGGAGAGACAAAACUCAAAACAACAAAUGUAGUUAGGCAAAAUUACCUAUUUCAUCAAUCGUUUUUCCUCUUAGUUCAAAGGAGAAAAAAAUCACAGUCCCCAAAUUCUUCCAUCCAAAAUGGGGAACAUCUGAAUAUAACACAUUGUAAAAAAUCGAAUCAUAAGACUAUUUUCCUCCAAUAAUCAUAUUCAACAUCCGACAAAUUUCAAGUUCAGAACUUGAAAAUUUCAAAUUUUGAGAGGAAAUUUUCCUCAUUAGUAUGAGUGAGUCGUGAGAGUGUGUUUGUUUUUCGAUUAUCCUGGUUUUCUUUAAAUCGAAACCUUUCGAACUUUGGUGUGAAUCUGCAUGAGUGACGCAUUGAAAUAUCACAACACAUAAACAAUCACUAAAAAAAAUCUUACACUGGAGGCUCAUCUCAUCAAAUUGAAAUGAAAAAACCCCGACUGUUGUAGUGGAGAAAAGAUCGAAAAGAGAAGGAGAUGCAAUUGAUCAAGAGAACGAAUGAGAAGUGAAAGGACGAGAAAGAAGAAACAAACUUAAAACGGGUUCCACUGCUUUUUGGAGACAGUGGAAAAGAAUGUGUGUUUGUAUAAAUUUGUCUGAUCUUGAUGACUGCUUGAGUGUGUUUCACAAUGUUUGUUGCAUUUUUCAAAUUCUUCUUUUGACAUUAUUUAAAAAUCACAAAAAAAAUCUUCACGCAAAACACUGAAAACUAUGUGCCCUUAUUGAACUUCUCUGUUCCGUUCUGUGUGUAUUUUUUUCGAGUGUUGAAACUCGCAAAACAAAAAUGCUGUUUUGGUUCAGUUUUUCUUACGGAAAAAAAACGGUUAGAAACCGACCUUUAAAUUUUCUUGAAAAUGAAGAAAUUGCGAAGAAAAACAUCAACAAAAAUAGGCGAGAGACAGUUUCAACAUUUGACUCUCGAAUUUGCUGCUAAAGAAAGAGAGAACGAAAAAAAAACAUUGAAUAAAAGAUGAAAACCAAUGUCAAUUAUUAACGUUUAAUACUAGCCAAGUAAGGUUUAUAGCAAAAUAAAUGAAAACCGAGAAGGAAAUUAGCUAAUGGUUAUUUGGUAAAGUAGUAACCAAAUAAAAAAAAACACACACGCCCUUUUGAAUCAAAAUAACAGUAUAGGUAGAAAACUUUCGACAUAUACUUCAUAGAGACUAGUGUAAUCCAAAUUGACAACUCACAAAAUGAAAAGCAUUAAACAAAGAAAUAAUUGAAUUGUGAUUUUCCUGUGAAACCAAACCUUAAAACUAACAAACGGAAACAAAAAAGAGUUAUAAAUAUUGGAUCGAUCAAGCUAAACAGGCAACAAUCCGAUGUAAAUUUUUCUCAGUGUAUAUUCAUCGCACUAGAUGUAAGAAAGUUUUAUCGUUUGACUUUUUCGGUUAUUGUUGUAGCUGUCAUCAUCGACUACAACAACAACAACAAUCCACUGAUGGCCUCUUAUUUUUGGGUCGAAUUUUCCCAUCACAGGAAUUCCAACCAAACCGGCAACACUUUCCCACAUCAUGUACAGAUUUGUAAAUAUAGUUCGGAAAACCCAAACAAAAAACGAGCUCUCUAAUCCACCACUUGCGAAUUGUGUUUAUUUUUCUCAAAACGAAGUGGAGGGUUGGACGUUUUUCUUCCCAUCUAUCCUCGGGAAAGUGUUUAAUUCGGUUCUGUGAUUGGAGGUAAAAAUCUGGCAGCACUUGCCUAAAGUCAAAUAAUGAAUUGAAAAAAAAAGAGUUAGGAAAUAGCUUGAUGAAAAGCCUUCGUGCCCCUAGGCUUUUUAUACGAACCAUUUCCUGAGAAAUAAGAUUAUAACCUUUAAAAAAAACCUGAAGAGGAUUCAUCCCCUAUUAUUGGAGGGGAAAUUUCGAAGUCCUGGCAAAAUAGGUGAAAAUUUUUUCAACCAAGAUAUUCGUAGUCGAUCUAAUCGUGUAAAAACCAAUAUGUAGUAAUAAGCGUUGAAACCUUUCUUUUUGUUUUUGUUCUCGAAAAAAAAACCAAACUAACAAAUACAAAAACUAGGUUAGCAAGAAAUAAAUAAAUAAAAAAAGACACAAUGGGUGAUAAGUGCAGUCUCGCUCGGGAUUGUGCGCAACUGUAAAUAGAUAAAAUAAAAAAAAAACAAACAAACAAACAUGGAUCAAACCAAUCUACAUACAUAUAAAUUAUUCGCAAAGCAGUACUUUUUAUAUUUAUAAACUGAAGAAGCAAAACUAAAUCAAUUGAAAAUGAUUGAUCAUAAAUCUUAACAACAAACGCCACUGUAAAAAAAAAACCUUAAGAAACCAUCUACUCAACUCUCUACAACAACAACAACAAAAACGCUUAUGACAAUCGUACUGUGACGCUUCUAGAAUGUCUCGAUACCCAAAAGAAGAAAAAAAAUAGAAAAACCUAUCCUUGAAUUUAACCCAUCUUCAACCUUCCUAAGAAACUUAUGGAAAAUCAUCAACUUGGGUUGUUAUUUCUUAGAUGUUAUUUGAUACAUAAAUUUUUCUUUAAUUUUUUACAGUUGGCGAAAACUUCAAUAAAAAUAACUUACAAUCUAACCGUGAUAACAGUUCAGUUCAUCGAAAAUCUUCAUAGUUGGCAGAAGAAAGAUAAAAUUUUUUAGAAACAAAAUUAUAUUUAUUUUCUUUUUUUGAGAGUUUGAUCAAACAACUAGUAACACUCUUUGAUAUUUUGGCAAGAAUAGCUCAAAAAUCCUUUCUUAAGCCUCAAUAUAUUUUUUCAGUAAGUAGAACAUUGUCACAUUUGAAAAUUUAUCGAUUAAUGAUUCCUAAAAAUAUGAUACUUCGAAUUGCUUCUCAGGCUUCCACGGCCGAUGGUUCGUUGAGGGAAAGCAUCCAACCUUCAGAAACCUACAAUGAUUGGCAAUCCACUCCGCUUGCAAUAGUCUCUUCAGAUUAACCCCAGAGGCAUUCUCUUUAUACAAUUAAACAAAUCUUACCUGUCGGCAACUUAUGGGAUUCGAACCCAAAAGUUUUCUUGUCAAUAUCGGGAAUCGAACGCAGUACACCUGGGUUACUAGACUUGUGCCAGACUAUCCACUGAACCACAUCAGCGCUACUAUUGGGGGGGGGUUGAACAUUUUCGGCACGAAAUUGACCUUAUUGUCCGCAUACCACUUCAACACGUCCUUGGAGUAGUGGCAUGCGGCCAAAUCCGGUCAGAAGAUUGUUGUGACGUUGGGGGCCUUCAGGAGAGGAAGCAGCCGCUUCUGGAUACACUCUUUCAUGUAACUCCUGUCCGUUCAUCGUGUCCUGGGUCACGAAAGGUGCGCUCCGCUUCCCGCACGUACAUAUGGCCUGCUACACCAGGAAUUUCUUCGCAAAUUUGGACAUCUUCUAAGUGCGGACAUGCUCCGGAACGCUGAACUUAUCCUUGGACGUGAAAAACAGGUUGCCGGGGAUCUGUAUGAAGUCGGCCUUCACAUAUGUUUCGUCGUCCAUGAUGCAGCAUUCAACUUUCGUCAGCAUGCUGAGGUACAACUUCCUGGCACGUUGGGUUUUGGCGGACUUCUGCUUCUCGUCGCGAUUAGGGGCCUUUUGUACCUUGAACGUUCAAAGUUCAGCCUUAGUUUUUGCCUUCUGGACAAAACUUCGGCUUAGGUGCAUCUUCUUAGCCACAUCCCGAACGAAGGCGUUCGGGUUUCGGUCAAAGGCUCCAAAUACGCGGUUGUGAUCUUUGGUGUUGAACGGAAUACUUUUUCCUUCACUUCUGGGCUUCCGAUCGGUGGUCAAUCGUUUCUCGAACCGCUUAAUUACUCGCGACACCGUAGAAUUCUCGAUUCCCAACGUUCUAGCGAUGGAACGAUGCGUGAGAUCCUUGUUCUCGUGAUGAAUGCGCAAGAUUUUAUCACGCACGAGCUGUUCUUUGGACUCCAUUUUCGCGAGUUUUGAUCCUACCUACCAACCUAAGGGUCCAGCGCCGAUUGACCGGCGCAUAGGGCUGAGAUAAAAGAUCUCCACUGCUGGCGAUCCGGAGCCAGCGUCUUCACUUGCUGCCAGCCGAGGUUCUCGUCAACUGUGCGGAUUUCAGCGGCUAGACUUCGCCGCCACGAGCUUUUGGGCCUGCCUCUUCUUCGAUGCCCAUCUGGACUCCAGUCAAGCGCCUCUCUGCAAAUCUCGUUUUCAUCUCUUCGCAGCGUGUGCCCAAUCCAUCUCCACUUACGUUCCCGAAUCCCGAUUUCUAGCGCCUUUUGAUGACACCGGCGAUGAAGUUCAACGUUUGAAAUCCAGUUGCCAGGCCACCAAGCGCGGAUGAUGUUCCGCAGGCAGCGAUUCACAAAAACUUGCAGUUUUCGCGUCGUCACCGCAUAUGUGCACCAAGUUUCACACCCGUACAGCAAUACGGAUUUGACGUUUGAGUUGAAGAUUCGGAUCUUAGUUCGUAGAGAGAUCUGGCGUGACCGCCAGAUGUUUCGGAGACUCGCAAACGCAAAUCGGGCUUUUCUGAUCCGGGUCUCGAUGUCCUUCUUGGUCCCACCAUCAGGCGUAAUCUGGCUACCAAGAUACUGGAAGCACUCCACUGUCUCAACAUGUUGUUCAGCUACCACGAAAUUGGAACGAUUUUCUGUAUUGAUUUCCAUCGACUUGGUCUUUCCGACAUUGAUUUUGAGACCUGCUGCCUUGGAGCUUUCGGUGAGGUCGUCGAGUUUGCUCUGCAUGUCUUGUUGUGUUUGGGCGAGCAAAACAAUAUCGUCUGCCAGGUCAAGGUCGUUCAGUUGCUCCAUGGUUGAAGGAUUCCACGGCAAUCCUCGGUUUGGUCUACAGUCAAUCGAUCCAGUCAAGAUCUCAUCCAUUACGAUGAGAAAAAGCAGCGGUGACAAAAUACAUCCUUGUCUCACUCCAGCAGUUACCGGGAUUGGUUCGGACAAGACACCGUCGUGCAAGACCUUGCACGAAAAUGCCUCGUACUGUGCUUCGAUGAGAUGGACUAGUUUCUCUGGGACCCCUCGUCGUCUAAGAGCAGCCCAGAUGUUUUCGUGGUUCAGUCGGUCAAAUGCUUUUUCGAAAUCAACGAACACCAGCAGAAGAGAGUCCUGGAAUUCGUUGAUUUGUUCCAGUAUUAUUCGUAGCGUUGUGAUGUGGUCCACACAUGAUCGUCCGGAUCGGAAUCUAGCUUGUUGCCGUCGGAGUGUAGCGUCGAUUUUCUCUUGGAUCCUGUUCAGGAUCACUUUGCAGAGUACUUUGAGGGUUGUACAGAUCAAAGUUAUGCCACGCCAGUUACCGCACUCUGUUAGGUCUCCUUUCUUUGGGACCUUUACGAGGAUACCCUGCAUCCAGUCGGCCGGGAAUGUUGCAGUAUCCCAAAUGUCAGCGAAUAGACGGUGCAACAUUUGUGCUGACAAGGCAGGGUCGGCUUUGAGCAUUUCAGCAGGAAUGCAAUCGAUUCCAGGCGCUUUGUUGGAUUUCAUGUCCUUGAUUGCCGCUUCUAUUUCAGCCAGCGAGGGCGCUUCCGAGUUGACGCCAUUAAUGCGACUUACUGUGGGCGCCUCGAGCUGCGGGUUCUGUUGGCCAUUGCUAUUCGUAACUCGAAAAAGUUGAUCAAAAUGCUCAGUCCAACGCUUGAGCUGAUCUGUUCGAUCUGUCAGCAGCUGACCUGCUCGGUUUUUCAGCGGCAUUCUUGCAUUAGUCCUUGCACCACUAAGGCGGCGAGAAAUAUCAUAUAAUACAGUUUUGAUCACCGGACUUUAAAUCAUUCAGGAUGUAAACAAUGCACUAUGAAUUAAAUCCAGACAUAUUUUCAUUAAAUUCUACUCAAAGGUUAAAAAGUUAGAGCAAUUUCAUAGUCCGACAAUUUCAUCGUCGGCACCCUUUAGUUGAUCCGGAGUUUAUUAAAGUGGCAUGAAGAAUAAUUCUUGUGUUUCGUGAGGGCCUUCCUCCACGUUCUUCACAUGCAUCUCUCCAUGCAACGAAGAAAAUUUGUCGAUAUUCGUCUCAUCGAAGCCAUCGAUGAGAUCGAUAGCAACAAACGCAUUGCUUCGAUGUGACGAAUAUCAACACUCCUCCUCAACACACGCAUUCUGCAUUCUUCUAACUGCCUUCGGCGGCUUCCCCUGAAGAUGGGGCUACUCCUCAUAAACGCACGCACCGGAACACGCUCUUGCCCCUGUAGCAACUCGAUGACCUUCCAUGUCACCAGUUCGACAACCUCCACCGGGAUCUGGCACGACGACCUUCGAGUGGCCUCCGAUCCGACGACCUCCCAAUGGCUCUGAACCGACGAUCUUCCAUGGCUCUGGUCUCGUCGCUCUUCCUGUGGCUCAAAGCUCUCCGCCUCGACGCUCCUCUCGAGGCCUGACGCCUCCCAGUGGCUCCAGCCCAACGUCCUUCACAAUGCUUUCCGGUUCGACGUCCUUCCAUGGCACGCACCGGCUUGACGACCUUCCGUGGUUCCCGACUCGUAAGUUCUCCAGAGGCUCCCGGUCCGGCGAUCCUGGCUUCCAACAUGACGGCCUUUCACGACACCGGCCCCGCCAACCUUCCAUAGCUUCCGGCACGACAAACCACCAGUGAUUCCGGUCCGCUCCCAAUAGCUCCAGACAAACGACCUCCCAUGUCACCAGUUCGACGACCUCCCUCCCGUGUCUCCUGGCCUGUCGACUUCCACCUGGCUUCCCGGUCAAACAACCUUACACGGUUCUGGCUCGACGACGUUCCUCUGGAUUCCCGGCGCUGGCUUGCCCUUCCAUUGGCUUCCUCCUGGCUGGAUACCACUACCGAUUCAACUCUUCUCCUCCUUUCCACCAAUGCUGGGCCCAUAACCUGUAGUUGGAUGCACUUUGGGUACUGUACGACUUGCUGGUAGAACUUGGAGUACUUUAUUUUCUCCAAUUGGCUUCUUUUUAUACAUACAAAUCUCUUAGCGUUUACUUUGAACUGCGUGUGUUGUUUACAUGCACCCAGAGCAGGAGAAUGCCAACAAAAUUGAUCGGUUUCUUCAGUGGCAAACAGUGGGAACGACGACAACAGGCACAUAAAAGUGAAAGUCGGAACAACGGAAAUAUGGUGUGUUUUGAUCAGCUGUGCCUGCCAGGCACGUACGAAAAUCCAGAUUUGACGGCGCGGAGCUUGAACAUCAACAGCACCAAAUGUGCUCGGAAAGGAUAGUCGAGGCAAAAGGCGCCACGGCAUUUUCUUUGGUGUCCUCUGACGCACCCGGAACAGCAACAGCAUCAGCAGCGGCUUUUCGAUUUCGUCCGCUGGCGAAACAACAAGAAUCUCGACUGGAAGCUACAGAGGUCUGACUUUUUUUCAUAUAAAAACAUGUAUUCCACACUGCUCGCUACUAAAACUCUUUAUAAGGAUUUCUUCACCUAGCGCCAAGAUUUUCAUAACUGAGCCACUUCCCUACCACCAAUUGCUCGGCAAGGGUCAGUAAGAACCUUUGUCUGUGGACUUCCAAGACCAAGGCGAAUACUGCUAACCACUCAGUAACGGAUCCUCCGUGACGUACUGAAGCUUUGCACAACGAAGCACUUUGGUUUAGAGAUGGAUUCACAGCCUCAGUAGGCUUGGAGCUUGACGAAUUCGGAGGCGAUUGAAGCGCUGCCGCUUGGUUGAUGGGUUUGCAUCUAUGUGAUUUAUCUAUAGGUGGGGACAACCACAAACUUUAGCAUUAGCGUUGUAUCCAUACAGUUGUUUAUGAACAAUUGUGACGUAACGCGACGCUAUCACGGAGUCAAGUGUUAAGCGCCCAAAUGUAUAGUCAUGGAUACUUUUAAGGAGGAAUGUUUGGGACGCAAAUAAAGUUGUUUAUUAUUUAGAACAAAUAGCUUCGCCGUCAGGAAGAAAAAGCGUGAAGGAAAGGGUGCUUUAAUUGUGAUUUAUGAAAUCGCAUGAAGCUUUGUAUGCGGUCGGUGAAUGGCGACUACAACGUCGAGACGCUCAUGAAUGUUUGUGACGUAGCAAUCAAAACAUUGAAAAAAAACUGAUUUUCACACUCCUGCAAGGGUACUCUUGUCCCCACCUAUAGAUAAACCACAAAGGGGUUUGCAUUAGUUCAAGUGAGCAACUGCAACUACAAUUUCAUCCAACUUUUGAUAGAUCUUACGGGUUUUUAUUAAGGAGAGAAAGACUAUCUCUGGAUUCAUCACCCUUUUUCGCCGUAGAAUCGAGAACACUCGCCUGUUAAACUCACUUCUGUUUUUACUUAAAUUAACAUCCCAUGUAACACAUCCUGUAGUAAAAACUUCUCAGCUUUACGAUGCAGUACCGGCAAUGACCCAGAAGUGGCACUGAUAAAGUCUGGAACGACAACGAAAAGUGAGCGGGAGUUCCGAGCCAAUCUUGAUUUUUAUUUUUGCCAAGCAUGUUUCUUGUUGUGCAGAUGGUUCGAUUUGAUUAGGUACUAAAGGGCGAAAACGAAAUUAUUGCCACACCGAAAACGUCAUGCCAAUUUGCUUAUACCUACUGUUUAGAAUCAAACCAAAAUUUAAAGGGUAGUUUUAUACUUAUAUUUACUAAAAAAAAAAAGGUAAUUGAUGGAGCCUUGAGUGUAAAAUUGAACGCAUUUUCGCUUGAUGCCCUUCGUCAAAGUCUUCACAGCGUCAUCCAGUACCAGUUUUUCAGUUUUUUUCCGUUUUCUUAACAUGUCUUUUUUGUCUUUGACUGUCUUCUUGCUCUUCCGAAGUUCCCGCUUCAUUUUUGCUCAGUUCAGCUGCACCGAGCGCAGCUCCGGACAGUUUGGCGGGUUCAUGUCCUUUGAAACAAAAUGGACAGAACUGGCCUCAUACUACUCCAGGACACUUUUAGGAUUGUAGAUCUCAUUUGCUGUGCCAUUUGUCACGAAAGGCUCACUCCUCAGUCCGCAAGAGCAGAUGUCCUGCCAAACGAGGUUUUUGGAGGCGAACAUUUUCUUCUUAAAUUUUUUGUUCACAUCGAACUUGCUCUUGCCUGGUGAAAAUCUCCAACCCCGGAAUUUGCUUAAAAUCGGCUUUAUUAUACGUUUCGUCGUCCAUGACACAGCAGCCAUAUUUUGUCAGCAUCUUUCGUAGAGCUUCCGUGCCCGAGUUUUAGCCGUCGAUUGUUGCCGCUCAUCGCGGUUUGGGAUGUUCCGUACCUUGUAUGUAUGUAGUCUCGCACUUUUCUUUGCAUUCUGGACGUAGCUCUGCGACAUGUCGAUCUUUUUAGCCAAAUCAUGGCUUAAGACGUUGGGAUUUACUUCAAUCAUCCGCGUCAUCUUUCCCUCCGUCUUUUUGUUCUGCGGUCCCGGUUUUCUUCCAGUUCCUUUGCCGUGGUCCAACGUCAACCGCUCCUGGAACCGCUUCAACACUCUGGAGAUGGUUGAAUGGUGAAUGUUCAACAUUUUUCCCAACUGCCGGCCGGUGCGACAGGUUAGUAAAUUCCAGGUGUUUGGAAAGAACUUGUUCUCUCGACUCGCGUUGGUUCACCUCCAUUUUCGUUGCAUCGAAAAACACGACUUCGAGUUUGACAGCAUGUAAACAAUACACAUCAAUGAGAUAGUGGGCAAAAUUUGGUUGAUUUUUACCCAAUGGUAAAAAAGUUAUUCGUUUUCGUUUUGAGAAAGUGCGGAAUCUUCUUUCUCACCCUGUAUAGCAUUAGUUUAUGCUAUUACCACCCCUUUUGGAGUAAAUUGAGAGGACUUGACUGAAGAGAUUUGAAGCAUACAUUCAUGGGAUCAUUUUGGCGGCCUGAAAUUGUCUUUGGACCGGCUCGAAGCCAUGAGUUUGCAAGCUUCAAAUCCAAACCGACCAUCAAGUUAGGUUCAGCUGAAUGGCUCUAGGGUCACUCCAUCUCAAGAGAACUGGAACCGGAAGAUCGAUCCCUGCAAUUCAACAAAAAAUGCAUCCCUCAUUAUGGAUUUCUCAUCCUGUUACAGAAGAGGGUUUUGUAAGGAAUAUUUUAGCCAUUCUUGAACGUUGAGAACCAUCAAGUCGCUGUAGUGCUCAGACAACUUCUUCUUUUUCUGUGGCCAAUAGUUAUACCCGGUAUUGAACCGAGUCAGAAUUUCUCUGUGAUUUUCCAGUCCUUAUUCAAAUUUUAAAUGUUAAGAUUUAUUCUUAGUUUGAAUUUUUGACUUUAUUUAUAGUUUGGAUAAUUUUUUCUAAUAACUUUGUGUAAUUUUCAAUUCAAAAUCGAAAAAGUAGAUCAGACGUUUGAUUCUAAAUGUCGAAAUGUUUGUUCAGACUUUAUUAGAAGAACUAUCAUAUUCCAUCUCAUUGAAUAUUUUUGAAAACUAGUUCCCAAUCUCGAAAAAUAAUUCCGAUCGUACAACAGUCAGCAGAAAGCCUCAAUAACCGAAACAAAAACCCUCUGAAGCAGAAGUUAAGAAUCGAAAAACCCGGCAAUCACAAGAAAAACAAUGACAAAAAGUGAAAGUAGAAACAUACAGAAAAAAUAGCAACCAAAAUAACACUUGUAACGGAAAACUUUAAACUUUGAUAAUAUGGGUGUAAAGCAAAGAAAAAAUAUUAAUAUCAAACAUUGUGAUCUAUUUAUUAAAACAGAAGAAGUGGUUCAAGUAGUAGGAAAAAAAAAAAAAUUAUCGAUGUGCAGUUUUUCCUCCGUUAUUUUUCUCUCUCCGUUUUCGAACUUAAUUAACAAGGAAAAAAGGAACUCGAAUUGAGUAACUGGAUAAAAUACGGAACUACAAUAUAUUAUGAGUAUUCUUUAAAGAGAAGCCGAGCGUGUGUGUUGGUGACAGUCACUAACCAAAACAACUAACACAGAAAGAAAAAAAGAACAAAAGAGGAAACAGUGUACAUAUUUACAAAAGUUGACAAUUUAUCCUCACGCAUUAUAGCAAAAAAAAAUGGAAAUGGAAACAGACGAAGAAAAAAAACUUUUUCGGACAAGUUAGUUGAGAGAAGAUAAACAAGAACAACAACAACAGAAAAAAAAACUUUAAACUACUAAAUAGAAAUAGAGAUAUAACAAUAGUAACCACAAAGAGAAAAAACCAGUCAUGACCAAUCACAGAUUUUAAGCACGAAUUUUUGUACUUCCUCUGUGCACCCGGUUUUGAGCCGUUUUGAGAAAAAAUAAACCCACUUUACAAUCACAUUUACAUCUGACAGAAAAAAAUAUGAAACAACAGAUGAUUGAGAGAGCGGAAAAGUGAAAGAGAGUAAGAGCGUGUGAGUAGAAAGCGAGCCAACUUCAUCAACCAAUCACAAAGAGAGAGAGAGGGAGAUACUCACAUUAAUCGCACUUCGAUGUCGUUUCAGUUUUGUUUCCAUCCAUCGACAAAAAAGAGAGAAAAACUAAACGAAACAAGACUAUCCCGAGAAUAAGAAAAAAAACAAACCCACUGCACACGCUUGCAGAAUUCUAAAAAAAAGUGGUUUAAAACUAAACAAAAAUUAUCGAGAAAACCUUGAGUAGAACUUACUUAGUGUAAGAAGCUAGGAUAAAGGGUCCAAAAAUCGUAGUGGUGACGGGUGAGAUGAACGACUAAACUGAAACAAACAACAGACUAUUCAAAGUUUGCAAGGGAAAUAUCGGUUUAGAUUAAAUAGACACAAGACAACUAAAUAGAGUUUGUUAAACCGAAAAGGAAAAAAACUAAUAAGCUCAUAAUCCGGUAAAAACAAUAGAAUUUAUCACAUAGAAAUGGGAGAAAAACAAUAGUUGAACGUAGAAGAGUAACCGAUUCGAAGAAAAGAGUCAAAAAAAUAUUUUUUCAUCGAUGAAAACCAACUGAGCAAAAACAACCAAUAGAUUUUGGAAGGUCCUCUCUCCGAAAAAGAAAAUUUUGGAUUACCUACCAACUUCUUUUUCUCCCUCAGAGUAAAAUUUACCCCCUUAUAGCAAAGUAUAAGAUUAAUGCCACCACACUUAUUGUAAAGCAAAGCAAAAAUCACCAAAACAGAUUUUUAUCACACCGUUUUUUGUAACACGCAAACAGCACCGCAAACGUUUUUGAGCACCAUGUGCAGUACAGUUUCAUGACCAUUGUCAAUCUUCUCUUGAGAUUCAUAGCGUUUUUUUCCUCCAAUCAAAUCCUAGUCGAUAAUCUGAAUCCUCAAGAUGAAACCAGUUUAAGGUUAUUGAACGAUCAAAAAGUAACAGUGUAAUACAAGUUCUAGCAAAAGUUUAAAACUUUUCUUGAGCUGUACCAGUUUAAGGUUUAUUCUUAAAAAUUCUCAAACGUUCUCUAGAACGAAAACAACAAACCAAAACAAGUUUGAAAACUAUCAACAAAAUUUACAAACUUCAAUAAGGUUAUUAAAGACGUUAUUUGAAGUUUCGAAUCACUGGUGACUUCGUGUUCAUCCUGUUGCCUACCUUACAGGCGCAUUUUUCUUAUAUCGAUAUUUUAUCGAUCAAAAAUAUUUUCUUUAAGUUAGGCACAAUUUCAGAGUUUAUUCAUCCAAAAAAUUGUUUGUUAAUAUUCUAGUAAACACGAAAAAAGAUUGCCUGAAAAAUUGGAGUUGUUAUUCCGAUUUGAGCUAGGAAUUAGAAAUUUAAUUUUUAUAAAAGUUCAUUCUAAUAUGAAUUUUAAAUUAGAGUCUGAAUUCCUAAACUUGGCUCAAGACUCGGAAUUUUGGAAGAGAUAUUCAACAUACAAUACUUUAACUGGUACAUCGUUUAACAAAAAAAAAUAACAGCCUUCAAAUUCAUAUCAAAUCUUUUACUCCAAUCUAGGGAAGAAAAAUCUUCAUCAAAUAACAAACCUGGGAUCAACCACAAACUUCCAUCUUUGACCUCACGAAAUUUCUCCUUUUCUACAAGUACCUUCUCCUCAAAAUUCAAACUACCAAUUACCAGUUUCGAAAUUUCUUACAUCACUUAGAAAACCUUUAAAAACAAUAGAACAAAGUUAAAUUUAAUCCAAAAUACAACCAAAGGCAAAACUUCAUCGAAAAUGGAAAUCAAAAAUCAAAAUGAAAGGGAUGAAACGAAGGUUUGACAAAAAAAAAAAACAACAAGCUCGAUAAAACUAGACGUAACAACUGAAAACUAACCAAAACAAAAACUAUUACUACUACUAGAGAAAAGAAGAAAAAAAACAUUCCAGCCUUAGAUUUGUACGAAGUCAGUCACUACGAAAGAGAAUCGGUUAACUGUAAAUCGCUAAAAUAUUUAUUACAUUGCUCUAUUGUAUUGUUAAUUUUAUUCGACAAAAACCAGUUUAGCUCCUCACACACACGUGUACACUGACAAGAUCACACUCAAACAAAAACACACCUUAGCCUUAUCGAAAAUUAGUAGAAAAUGAAACCUAGUUCGAAAACUAAACUAAUGCCACUCUUAGAGCACUAAACUUACUUCAACUAUCACUAGUAAAAUGAAAGUAAAUGGCGAUGAGAUAUCGAAACAAAAAAUUAAGAACGGAAUUGGUGAAGUGUGUAAAGAGGACCUUCUAAGAAUGUUCCUUAACCUUCGUCAGAUUCUCUAGAAGUGAUCCUAAAAACUAUUGAAAACAAGGUAUUCAAAUUCCGUACCUAAUUCAAGGGAAUUGAGAAAAAGUUGGAUUAGUUCCAAGACACAUACUUUCACACUUGUCCAAAAUCUUUCCCGUUGGUUUGAAAAUUUCAAUCAGUCUGAUUUUCUCUCCUCAAUUCGUAGUCGAAACAUCACAAACUCAACACCGAAAUUUCUUUGAGCGAAAAAAAAACACAACACAAAACGGCAAUCACGAAAAUUCAAUUUACAUGAAAAAAAAACACUUUUACAAAGAUACACAAUCGGACACAAACAUACACGCAAACACAAGGCCCUAUUCUAAAAGAAAAACAAGCUAAAACUGAACAACAACUAAACUGAAAGAGAAGCAAACGAAUAUACUUACUUUAAUAGAGCCAUUACUAAGAUGAUGAAGAUGAAGAUGAUGAAAAAGAAGGGAAGACUAAAGCUAAAGGGAAAAAAAUACAAAAAUAAACUGUAAAACUCUUGAAUCUCACUAAA
Molecule: messenger RNA, 20425 nt
Organism: Uranotaenia lowii
Lineage: Eukaryota; Metazoa; Arthropoda; Insecta; Diptera; Culicidae
Gene: rdgA
Product: eye-specific diacylglycerol kinase
Exons: 18
Coding region: 565-4920 (1451 amino acids)
Biological process (GO): diacylglycerol metabolic process; lipid phosphorylation; intracellular signal transduction
Molecular function (GO): protein binding; ATP-dependent diacylglycerol kinase activity
Source: RefSeq, a predicted model, not a curated record